This is a messenger RNA of Exophiala dermatitidis NIH/UT8656, 1944 nucleotides long. RefSeq names its product oligosaccharidyl-lipid flippase. Gene Ontology annotation, cellular component: endoplasmic reticulum membrane. Gene Ontology annotation, biological process: dolichol-linked oligosaccharide biosynthetic process; glycolipid translocation. The record is from RefSeq and is a predicted model, not a curated record. NCBI's taxonomy places the organism in Eukaryota, Fungi, Ascomycota, Eurotiomycetes, Chaetothyriales, Herpotrichiellaceae. Bases 1 to 1944 code for a protein of 647 amino acids. The transcript has a single exon.
AUGGAGACUGACCAAUCUGCCCUCUCCGGAAGCGGCGCCGUGCUGUUGAUUCUCAUACAAGUUGCCUCAAGAGCACUGACAUUCAUCGGCAACCAAUUCCUGCUUCGGUUUCUGUCACCGUCUCUGCUCGGCAUUGCGGUUCAGCUGGAACUCGUUUCAGUCACGAGCUUAUACUUUGCCAGAGAGAGUCUACGAGUGGCUUUGCAGCGGACGGGAUCGUUGACGACUGUGCCAGUGCUGCCGCCAGGAGGAGGUGUCGUUGAUACGAGCGACUCCAGCAAAAGCUCCUCAACAUCAGGCUCGACGAAAGACUCCACUGCAACUCAUGCAAAAGAGGCCCAGACGGUAAUCAAUCUAUCAUACCUAGCCGUGCUGCUCGGAUUCGGCAUCUCUACAUUCUUCGGCAUCUCGUAUCUCCAAAGCGCUCCUACGGAAGUCACUCGAAGCCCUUACUUCGACAUAUCGUUCCAGAUAUACGCGGUCGCUACGCUGGUCGAGUUACUUGCCGAGCCGGCGUUUGUGGUGAUCCAGCAGAAAGCGUUGUUCAAAGAACGGGCACGAGCAGAGACAAGUGCUGCAGUUGCACGAUGUCUCGCGGCUUGUUUGGCAGCUGUCCUUGGACACAGGAGAGGGUUGGAUCCUUCUAUCCUGCCCUUUGCGGUAGGCCAGGCUGCCUAUGCUGUGGUGUUGUUGGUUCUCUACUUUGUUCCGGUUGUGCAGAUAUCCAAGCGUGACAAGUUCAGCUUGAUUCCUCGAAGACUGGAAACCGAAGCUAAAGCUCAGGAACUGGGCAGCAGCAGCAGCCAACAAGAAUACUAUAUCAAUCUGUUUCAUGUCGACACCUUGGGUCUCGCCGCAACGAUGUACAUGCAGUCGAUCUUCAAACUUGUCCUCACGCAGGGCGAUGCGCUGAUCCUGUCGUUCUUGUCCACUCUUGCUGACCAGGGGGCGUUCGCACUGGCUUCCAACUACGGUGGCCUUUUGGCGAGGUUGGUCUUUCAGCCUGUUGAGGAGAGCAGUCGGAAUAUAUUCGGACAAUUGCUGUCGUCACCAACAUCGGCAUCAUCAUCUUCUUCGGCGGCAGCGGGAGAAGCACCGUCGUCCGCAAACCGUGACGGUAGAAACCAGACCGGAUCCGCCGAGGAGAAAGGAACCGGCACUGGCGAAAAGGACACCGACACCGGAACGACGACGAAGACGAAGCCAAAGACCACGACGCAAAGAACUUCCAAGAUCCCCAUCCCCAUCCCCAUCCCCAUCCCCAACCAGCACCGUCAAGCCUUGUCCUAUCUAGCCACCACUCUGCACUUCUACUUCCUCAUGGCUCUACCCCUACUCGCCAUCGCACCAUACAUCCUCCCCAUGCUUGUGCGCCAAGUCAUCGGCGCGGACUGGUACACUGAUUCCACGGCUUCUCUCUUGUCCGCUUAUUGCUACUACAUCCCCCUGAUGGCGGUGAACGGGAUCCUCGAUGCGUUCGUCACUUCGGUCGCCACGCCCGCUCAACUGCGUGCCCAGUCGGGCUGGAUGAUGCUCUUUACGGCGCUGUAUGGUGCAGCCGCGUGGCUACUGCUGAAAAAGUUUGAAAUGGGUGCGGCGGGGCUGGUGGGCGCCAAUAUGGUCAAUAUGGUCUUGAGGAUCGUUUGGAGUCGUUGGUUUAUUCGGCGGUGGAUACGGAAUGAUGUUGAAGCUAACAGCGACACGGGGAGGGGUGGCAGUGAUAGGGGAACAGCAGCAGCAGCAGCUACAUUGCUACAGAAGGAAAUACUGGCAGAAGCACUUCCUGCAAAGACGUGUUUGGUGGUUGCUGCUUUGGUCGGGUUGGAAUUGAGUAUGGCUACCACUACAGCUCCUAGCACAGGGACGUAUACUGGCACAGGACUGGAUCGUCAGUUGUUGGGUUUGGUUGUGGCGGCAACUGUCUUGUUGGGUUCGACUAUGUGA